AUGGUGUUUGAAAAGCCAAUUGUUGUCGACUGUCGCGGUCAUUUGGUAGGUCGUCUUGCUUCUUUAAUUGCCAAGGAGCUUUUAAUGGGUCAGCACGUUGUGGCGGUACGCUGUGAACAGUUGGAGAUCUCCGGCUCGCACGUGCGCAACAAAAUCAAGUUUCUUCAGUUUUUAAACAAGCGUACGGCCACUAACCCCAAAAAGGGUCCCGUUCAUUACCGUGCUCCAUCGCGUAUGCUGUGGCGUACAAUCCGUGGUAUGCUGCCGCACAAGACAGCCCGUGGUGCCGCUGCUUUGCAGCGCCUUAAGGUGUUUGACGGUAUUCCGUCACCAUACGACAAGCAGAAACGUAUGGUCAUCCCUGCUGCCUUGCGUGUGCUGCGCCUGAAGGCCAACCGCCGCUUCACUGUCCUUGGCGCCCUGGCAUCGGAAGUUGGUUGGCGUCAUGCUGAGCUUGUGAAGCGUCUUGAGGCUAAGCGUGUGUUAAAAUCCGAUGCUUUCUACAAGAAGAAAGUUGCCCAGCAAAAGCGUCUUGCCGAGGCUGAGGCGAAGGUAUUUGCCGACAAUUCGGAACUUAAGCCUACGCUUUCCAAGUAUGGCCAUGCUAUUUGA
This is a messenger RNA of Peronospora belbahrii, 612 nucleotides long. Lineage: Eukaryota; Oomycota; Peronosporomycetes; Peronosporales; Peronosporaceae. The record is from the annotation of a GenBank genome assembly.